Molecule: messenger RNA, 525 nt
Organism: Fraxinus pennsylvanica
Lineage: Eukaryota; Viridiplantae; Streptophyta; Magnoliopsida; Lamiales; Oleaceae
Source: the annotation of a GenBank genome assembly
AUGGCAGGAAGAAGAGGAGAUACUGAGUGCUGUAUGUGUGGAGAUUUUGGUUUUUCUUCAGAGCUCUUCCGUUGCAAAGGAUGUCAGUUCAGAUCACAACACAGAUAUUGUAGCAAUAUAUAUCCAGAUGCUGAUUUUUAUGGCAUCUGCAAUUGGUGCCUGAGUCAAAAGGAUGAAACAGCAGCAGGGAAAGAACAAAAGACUUGGAAAUCUUCAGGAUCGAUCAAAAUCAAAGGCAAAGAUUAUGUGAACAACAAGAAAAAGAAGAGUCCGGAGGACAAAAAUGGAGAAAAAACCAGAAUCAUUAUCAAGAAACAGAAGUCCUUGGAUUUAUCGCCUUUAUCAGGAGCAAGAAAGAGGAUUACGACAGACAAUGGUAAAAUUUCGCGGAGGUUGAGAAGGACAAGAUCAGAGGAGAUAACAAAUGGUGGGAUCGAAAAACAUGUUACUAGAAAUAAGGUGGUCAGAAGGUAUAAGCAUUUAGAUGAAGUCACUAGCCAGUCGAUCAGACGGGAAAAAUUGUAA